Nothobranchius furzeri (turquoise killifish) is the source of this 1123-nucleotide messenger RNA. Lineage: Eukaryota; Metazoa; Chordata; Actinopteri; Cyprinodontiformes; Nothobranchiidae. The record is from RefSeq and is a predicted model, not a curated record.
AUGGAGCGCACCAAGAUGAAACUACCCAUUGUUUUAUCCACCCUGGUUCUGGAGGGCCAGUAUCCAGCAGCGGCGGGUUUGGGUAUUAAGGCAGGCAGGGGCAGGGCUUGGCCAGGUCACAGCUCGUCUUCCUCGCUGCUUUCUUUCUUGCUGAAGGUGUCCAGGACGGGACAGGGCAGGACGGGGGGAGGCUACAUGGAUUGGUGGACUUCACUGGCAGCGAGUAUUGCCUUGCUCUGGAUAUUCUGCUUCAUAGACGGUAACGCCGUGCUUGAGCUGCGGCUGCUCUUCCAUGCUCUGACCAAAGCCGCUUGCCACCUGUACCUGGCCCUGCUCCCGCUGCGCCGUGCCGCCACCCACUUCGCCGACUGCGCCAGGUACCUGCUCAACCAUGCCCAGCAGAGCCCGCCCCCCCAGGGCUACCUGCAGCAAGGCCAGCCGCUGGCCAAGAAGGGCACGCUGCACCUCCUGGAGGGCGUGUGUGUGGUGUGUGAGACGGUGCCCAACCUGAUGGGCGCGACGCUCAGCGUGGGCGCCGCCUUCUGCCACAUGCUGCAGGGAGGCUUCUACAUCCUGGCGGCGACCCUUCGCACCAUCCAGAUCAACCUGUUCUGCCAAAUGAACGGCGAGAAAGAGAGGUGGGACAGGGAGAGGACCAGGGCCAAGGAGAGCGAGAAGAAGAUGAAUUCUAAAGUUCUGGAGUACAUCUCGGUGUUCUGUCAGGACCCGGUCAGCGCGCUGCGCAUCAAGGUCGACGUGCCGCCUGUGUACCGAUAAUCCCUGGAGCACCACUUCACCGGCUCAUAAGAGGCCUUGGAACUGCCGACGGGUUAAAGGUGAUUGGUUUGAUCUGACAGGAAGCUGAACCUUGACCUUUGGUUUGUGGAAGAUGAAAAAGCUUCAUGGUGUGUUUUGUUACAUCCGUUUUGCAUUUAUUGAAAUGUAAAGAAAUAAAAAUAAUAAAGGUUUCAAACCAAUCAAUCAGACCUCCAUUCCUUCCAUUUCCUGAUUUCCCCGUUAGCUCACAGCUCAGUGGCUAACUUCACCGACAUCAUUAAAGUGCUUCUGGUUUAAUUAUCAGUCACCAAAAAUAAACUAUUCUAGUCGUAAACGUGUGUAAAUA